Carassius carassius (crucian carp) is the source of this 590-nucleotide messenger RNA. Its product is annotated as cytochrome c oxidase subunit NDUFA4-like. The transcript has 4 exons. The coding region runs from base 121 to 369 and encodes 82 amino acids. The record is from RefSeq and is a predicted model, not a curated record. Lineage: Eukaryota; Metazoa; Chordata; Actinopteri; Cypriniformes; Cyprinidae.
CCCGCGGACUGUGUCCUCUCCUCAGUGCUGGAACCGUCGACGGUUGGAACGGACUUCCUAUAGUUCUUUUUCUUUCUUUCUGUACAUUUUGGGAGAGUUUAUUUCAUCUCAUCAAUCACGAUGCUGAGCACAGUCAGUCGGCAACUCAGAAGCCACCCUGCCUUGAUCCCACUGUUUAUUUUCAUUGGCGGGGGAUGCACCAUGUCUAUGACAUAUCUGGCUCGCCUGGCCUUGCGUAACCCAGAUGUUUGCUGGGACAAAAAGAACAACCCAGAGCCCUGGAAUAAACUGGGGCCCAAUGAUCAGUACAAGUUCUAUGCAGUGAACAUGGACUACAGCAAGCUGAAGAAGGACCGUCCUGACUUCUAAACAAAUCCAGACGGACCAAAGGUUUAAAGAUGAACUAAAGAACAAGAAGAUGUCCGCACACUUCUCCUCAACAGCCCUUGUUCCUAAUUUAUGCAAAGAGACUAAAUUGCACAAUCUUGUUUUUGUUUUCCUGGAUACCUUUUUAACAUUAUUGAUGUCUCUUGUAUUUUCUCUCAAAAAUGAUUAGUAAAGGGUUUUCUCCCACAUACAGUGAAUAACCA